GCGGGUGAGCGAGUAGAGUUCAAUAAGAGGUUAGAAGAGCGUGAGGGCUGGGAACAGCAGGGGAGGGGAAUAGGAGAUAAUCUGCGUAGCAAUGUGUAAACAUGACUGUCUUAGGUUCAGCAAUAUUGCGUAGUGGCACGUGGAAGUCCCGACUGAAGUUGGACACUUUUAGUUCGCAGUGGUGCCAGUUCUCAGGGUUGUGUGAUUUUCUGCACAGAUGAAGGAGUGAGCAAGGUUGGUUGAACUGUUGCAGACUAACAGUUUUACAGGUGGGCGAAGGAUCAGAGAGGAAAUUGAGUUGAGGGUGUUGGUGAAUAUGAUAUAGGAGUUUCAGAACCUGACUACACAUCUGUCGUUGAUGGUCUAAAUAUUUGCAUGUUUGCAGGUCCAGCGAUGGCACAAUGCCUAGCAGCAGAAGGUUUGCACCCACUGUGCGACAUAAGUGGCGGCUCUGGAAAAUCAUAAAAUCAUGGGAGGACUUGGGAGUGCAGGCUGGGUGGGGUGGGACUGUGGCUGCGAAAAACAGUGUUAUGAAACUGUGCGCGGGACAAGAAAGCUGAUUUUACUGAUUGUAUAUUGGGGAGUCCUACGAGAAUCACUGGAGAGGCCAAUUCAUUUUCUCCUAUCCCACCCCAUCUUUUGGGGUUGCAACUAACCAGUAAGUUUACACAUUGCGGAUACAAUGGCAAAACGCGGCCGCGAGGCGAUGACGUCAUUCGCGGGAGUGGGGGGAGCAGCGACCACCGUUAGGGUACUGUUUCCAUAAAGGCAGUUUGAAAAUAUUUCAGCCUUUUUACUUUCAUACUUCCGGCCCUUGCAGUUUGAGGUGAUAACAAACGACUGCUGCUCCCAACCACUCUCACCACCGCCUGUUACCAUGGAAGCGCUCGGGUAGCUAGGCUUGGACGACUCUAUUCUACGUCAUCGUCAAAGCGCAUCCCAGGACUGAUAGCUCCGCCCUAACCUAAAGGAGGGGAUGUGCUCCCAAGUACGUAGCCUGCAGUGCCUAACGCAUUCUCAGUAAUUUUGACCCCCAACAGACACCGUCGACAGUCUCCCAAGAACAAUUCCCAGGAGCUCGGAUUCCAAGAGCCGCCCGCGCCCUCGUUUACCUUCGCUAGUCGCCCUGCAGCCCCGCCUUGUCCGGAGGCCCCGCCCUCCAUGAAUCAGCUGAUCCCGGAUCCACGGGGUUGCCAAGCUCGCGCCGGAUGCGGAGCGCGGUGUUGCCGGUGAGCUUCAGGUCUUGAUAGACUUUCUGUAAAGAAGGAAUGAUUUGGUGAUGGAGUGUUCCCACUGACCGAUGGACUCAAAGAAGAGAAGCUCAACAGAGGCAGAAGGAUCCAAGGAAAGAGGCCUGGUCCAUAUCUGGCAGGCAGGAUCCUUUCCCAUAACACCAGAGAGAUUGCCAGGCUGGGGAGGAAAGACUGUUUUGCAGGCAGCCCUUGGAGUGAAACAUGGAAUUCUUCUGACUGAAGAUGGUGAGGUCUACAGCUUUGGGACUCUUCCCUGGAGAAGUGGACCAGCGGAGAUUUGUCCAAGUAGCCCCAUUCUAGAAAAUGCCCUGGUUGGGCAAUAUGUUGUUACUGUGGCAACAGGAAGCUUCCAUAGUGGAGCAGUGACAGACAAUGGUGUCACGUACAUGUGGGGAGAGAAUUCUGCUGGCCAGUGUGCAGUAGCCAACCAGCAGUAUGUGCCGGAACCGAACCCUGUCAGCAUUGCUGAUUCUGAGGCCAGCCCUUUGUUAGCAGUCAGGAUUUUACAGUUGGCAUGUGGCGAGGAGCACACUCUGGCAUUGUCAGUAAGCAGAGAGAUUUGGGCAUGGGGUACCGGUUGUCAGUUGGGUCUCAUUACCACUGCCUUCCCAGUGACAAAGCCGCAAAAGGUAGAACAUCUUGCUGGGCGAGUGGUACUUCAAGUUGCCUGUGGUGCUUUCCACAGCUUAGCCCUUGUACAAUGCCUCCCUUCCCAGGAUCUGAAGCCAGUCCCAGAACGAUGCAACCAGUGCAGCCAGCUCUUGAUUACUAUGACUGACAAAGAAGACCAUGUGAUUAUAUCAGACAGUCAUUGCUGCCCAUUAGGUGUGACACUGACAGAAUCUCAGGCAGAAAACCAUGCCAGCACUGCUCUCAGCCCCUCCACUGAAACCCUUGUCAGGCAGGAAGAAGUAUUUGAGAACACUCUUGUAACAAAUGAUCAGUCUGUUGCUACUGAACUGAAUGCAGUAAGUGCUCAGAUCACAAGCAGCGAUGCCGUAUCCUCUCAACAAAAUGUCAUGGGAACAACUGAAAUUUCCUCUGCCAGAAACAUACCAUCAUACCCUGACACCCAAGCAGUCAAUGAAUACCUGCGGAAACUGUCAGAUCAUUCAGUAAGAGAGGACUCAGAGCAUGGUGAAAAGCCAAUGCCAUCUCAGCCUCUUGUAGAAGAAGCAAUUCCUAAUCUCCACAGCCCGCCUACCACAAGCACCUCAGCCCUAAACAGCCUGGUGGUCUCUUGUGCAUCUGCUGUUGGUGUGAGAGUGGCUGCUACUUAUGAAGCUGGUGCCUUGUCACUGAAGAAAGUUAUGAACUUUUAUAGUACAACCCCUUGUGAAACUGGAGCUCAGGCAGGCAGUAGUGCCACUGGCCCCGAAGGUUUGAAAGAUAGCAGGGAAGAACAGGUUAAACAGGAAUCAAUGCAAGGAAAGAAAAGUUCAAGUCUUGUGGAUAUCAGAGAAGAAGAAACGGAGGGAGGCAGUCGAAGACUCUCCCUCCCUGGAUUGUUGUCACAAGUUUCCCCCAGGCUCUUAAGAAAGGCUGCACGGGUGAAAACGAGGACAGUGGUUCUGACCCCCACAUACAGUGGAGAAGCAGAUGCGCUCCUGCCUUCUCUGAGAACAGAAGUGUGGACCUGGGGGAAAGGGAAGGAAGGGCAGCUGGGGCACGGCGAUGUUCUGCCUAGGCUUCAACCGUUGUGUGUAAAAUGUCUGGAUGGCAAAGAAAUAAUCCAUCUGGAGGCAGGUGGUUACCAUUCUCUUGCACUUACUGCGAAAUCCCAGGUUUACUCAUGGGGUAGCAAUACCUUUGGUCAACUUGGGCAUUCCGAUUUUCCAACAACGGUUCCUCGUCUUGCAAAGAUAAGCAGUGAAAAUGGAGUCUGGAGCGUAGCUGCAGGCCAGGAUUAUUCCCUGUUUUUAGUGGAUACAGAAGACUUCCAGCCUGGGUUAUAUUACAGUGGCCGACAGGACCCUACAGAAGGUGACAACCUUCCAGAGAAUCACAGUGGUUCUAAGACUCCAGUACUUCUCUCCUGUAGUAAGCUUGGAUAUAUAAGCAGAGUGACAGCAGGAAAAGAUAGUUAUCUAGCCUUGGUGGAUAAAAACAUUAUGGGGUAUAUUGCCAGUCUCCAUGAGUUAGCUACUACAGAAAGACGAUUCUAUUCAAAACUAAGUGAUAUCAAAUCUCAGAUUCUCAGGCCUCUUCUCAGUUUAGAAAAUUUGGGCACUACAACUACAGUCCAGCUGUUGCAGGAGGUGGCUAGCCGAUUCAGCAAGCUGUGUUACCUCAUUGGUCAGCAUGGAGCCUCACUGAGCAGCUUCCUUCAUGGGGUAAAGGAAGCCAGGAGUUUGGUCAUCCUGAAGCAUUCAAGUCUCUUCUUGGAUAGUUAUACAGAGUAUUGCACAUCUAUUACAAAUUUCGUGGUUAUGGGAGGAUUCCAGCUUCUUGCUAAGCCUGCCAUUGAUUUCCUAAACAAAAACCAAGAGCUGUUGCAAGAUUUGUCAGAAGUGAAUGAUGAAAACACUCAGUUGAUGGAAAUACUGAAUACUUUGUUUUUCUUGCCAAUCAGACGACUUCAUAAUUACGCAAAAGUUUUGCUAAAGCUUGCUACUUGUUUUGAAGUGGCAUCUCCAGAAUAUCAGAAACUGCAGGAUUCCAGUUCUUGUUAUGAGUGUCUUGCUCUCCAUCUCGGCAGGAAAAGGAAGGAAGCAGAAUACACACUGGGCUUCUGGAAGACCUUCCCCGGAAAAAUGACGGAUUCCUUGAGGAAGCCAGAGCGUCGACUGCUGUGUGAAAGUAGUAACCGAGCCCUGUCUCUGCAGCAUGCUGGGAGGUUUUCUGUGAAUUGGUUCAUUCUCUUUAAUGAUGCCCUGGUCCAUGCCCAGUUCUCCACGCACCAUGUUUUCCCUCUGGCCACGCUGUGGGCAGAGCCACUGUCUGAAGAAGCUGGUGGUGUGAAUGGCUUAAAGAUAACUACACCUGAGGAGCAGUUCACUCUCAUUUCAUCUACACCCCAGGAAAAGACAAAGUGGCUACGAGCUAUAAGCCAAGCUGUAGAUCAGGCUUUGAGAGGGAUGUCUGAUCUCCCCCCUUAUGGAAGUGGUAGCAGUGUUCAGAGACAGGAACCACCCAUUUCACGCAGUGCCAAAUAUACUUUCUACAAGGAUCCUCGCCUGAAAGAUGCCACCUAUGAUGGACGCUGGCUUUCAGGGAAGCCUCAUGGCAGAGGGGUUUUGAAGUGGCCUGAUGGAAAGAUGUAUUCUGGCAUGUUCAGGAAUGGCUUGGAAGAUGGUUAUGGAGAAUACAGAAUCCCAAACAAGGCGAUGAACAAAGAAGACCAUUAUGUGGGCCAUUGGAAAGAAGGAAAAAUGUGCGGUCAAGGAGUCUACAGCUAUGCUUCUGGUGAAGUAUUUGAGGGCUGUUUUCAAGAUAAUAUGCGUCAUGGUCAUGGCCUUCUACGAAGUGGGAAAUUGACGUCCUCUUCUCCUAGUAUGUUCAUUGGCCAGUGGGUAAUGGAUAAGAAAGCAGGAUAUGGUGUCUUUGAUGAUAUCACUAGGGGGGAAAAGUAUAUGGGAAUGUGGCAAGAUGAUGUGUGUCAAGGGAAUGGUGUGGUGGUUACCCAGUUUGGAUUAUACUACGAGGGCAACUUUCACCUUAAUAAAAUGAUGGGAAAUGGGGUUUUGCUUUCUGAAGAUGAUACUAUCUAUGAGGGAGAAUUUUCAGAUGACUGGACUCUUAGCGGAAAGGGAACACUGACUAUGCCAAAUGGAGACUACAUUGAAGGUUAUUUUAGUGGAGAAUGGGGAUCUGGGAUAAAAAUCACUGGAACCUACUUCAAACCUAGUCUGUAUGAGAGUGAUAAAGACAGACCUAAAGUUUUCAGGAAGCUAGGAAACCUGGCAGUGCCAGCUGAUGAGAAGUGGAAAGCGGUGUUUGACGAAUGUUGGCGCCAACUGGGCUGCGAGGGCCCAGGCCAAGGGGAAGUCUGGAAAGCGUGGGACAAUAUUGCUGUGGCCUUAACCACCAGUCGGCGCCAGCACAGAGACAGUCCAGAAAUAUUAAGUCGUUCACAGACUCAGACACUAGAGAGUUUGGAAUUCAUUCCACAGCAUGUUGGUGCCUUCUCUGUGGAGAAAUAUGAUGACAUCAGGAAAUAUUUAAUAAAGGCCUGUGACACUCCUCUGCACCCCCUGGGCAGGCUUGUGGAGACACUGGUUGCAGUGUAUAGAAUGACAUACGUGGGCGUAGGAGCCAACCGCAGGUUAUUGCAGGAGGCUGUAAAGGAGAUUAAGUCCUAUCUUAAGCGAAUUUUCCAGCUGGUGAGGUUCUUAUUUCCUGAGCUGCCUGAAGAAGGCAGCACAAUUCCUCUCUCUGCUCCUCUGCCAACCGAAAGGAAGUCUUUUUGCACUGGGAAGUCAGAUUCCCAAUCUGAAUCACCAGAGCCAGGUUAUGUAGUAACGAGUUCUGGAUUAUUGCUUCCUGUGCUGCUACCUCGGCUCUACCCACCGCUGUUUAUGCUUUAUGCUUUGGAUAAUGAUCGCGAGGAAGACAUUUACUGGGAAUGUGUCCUUCGACUAAAUAAGCAGCCAGAUAUUGCUCUCCUGGGCUUUCUUGGGGUGCAGAGGAAAUUUUGGCCAGCAACCUUGUCAAUCCUUGGAGAGAGUAAAAAGGUUUUGCCAACCACGAAAGAUGCUUGUUUUGCCUCAGCAGUAGAAUGUCUGCAGCAGAUCAGCACAACAUUUACUCCAUCAGACAAACUUAAGGUCAUCCAGCAGACUUUUGAGGAGAUCUCUCAGAGUGUCCUGGCAUCACUCCAGGAAGACUUCUUGUGGUCCAUGGAUGACUUGUUUCCUGUUUUCUUAUAUGUGGUGCUACGGGCCAGGAUUAGGAAUUUAGGCUCUGAGGUACACCUCAUUGAGGAUCUAAUGGACCCCUAUCUUCAGCAUGGGGAACAGGGUAUAAUGUUCACCACCUUGAAGGUGAGUGCAUGUUACUACCAGAUUCAGCGUGAGAAGCUUAACUAGGCUGCAUAACAGCUUGAAAACUGGAUUAUCUACUACAGAGUGUUAUAACACCAUCUGGAGUCUUCCUGUAGUGGCAAAAAAGAACAGUGUUGAAAUUGGAAAGGACUUUGUGUUAUUUAGGUUGUUAGAAUGAGCCUUACUAAUAAUAAGAGCCCUGAGCCCAGAAAAAAGGACGGUAUAGUUUAAAGGGAGGAUUGAAAAGGAGGUAAAAAAAUCAGAUUAGACCAGUUCUUGGCCUAUGAUAAGUUCCAAAAAUACCAUUCAUCUACUAUUUGAAAAAAGAAGAGGAUAUCCCUUCCUGCAGUAAAGGGUAUGUCAGCUACAUGAAGUUGUAAGAAAAGCUUCCAGUAGAGCUUCUUAUAUUAAAGAAGUUGAUGGAUAUUUUUGAAUUUCUGGUUUGCCUGAAUCCACCUGCAGUUACCCUGAUCCCUUUGCAAGAACCAGAUCGUACUUGAAACUAUAGUGGCCACACUCUGCCUUCCUGAGUCCCGUCCAGUCAUGUGUGCAUCAUGUCUCUUUGCCAAGGGAGGGGAGAAAGGAACUUUUAAACUGCAGUUUUAACUUUUUCUAAGCUUUUUCUUGAUGGGAGAGGUUCUGUGCAAAACUACCACAUUCUGUCCCCAAAAUGUGGAAUGCAUCCAAAUAGGAGUCUUCUGUAUCUUAACUUAAAAGAACAUAGGAAUUUUGUUUUUGGUUUCUUUAUCAUGCUACGGAGAGUGAAUAGUGAAUACACUGGAAUUCAGACACCGACUCUGAGCUGCUAGGAACCUCAUUUGUCCAUGUGCAAACGCUGUAUUCCGAGGCCUGUGAAUGGCAGCCGGAGGAGGUUUUGCAUGCAGGCUGUGUUUUCGAGCAGGACUAACAAUUGGGAAAUAAGCAAAAAACUGCAUCGAUCCCCAGCCUGGUGUUGUUCUUCCCUAUACUUCACACUGAACUCAGGAUGGGAAGAAAAAGGAAACAAGCUUUGGCUUUUUCCAUCUCAAAAGUAUUGUGGCACCUCAACAUUUCAGUGUUUUGCUUUUUAAAAAAUGCCCUAUUGUAAGUUGUUGGUUUAUACUGUAUAAGUAACACUAGUAGCUGUUUUAAAUAACAUAGGUGCUCUUCCUCAUCUCAUCUCCUACACCGUGGUGAGCAUACAGAGUGUCCUGAUUUGUGUUAAGUGACUGAGAAGAUGUUAAUUACUUUUGAAAAAGGAUCAUGGUUUUUGCUCUACUUUAUAAUCAAGACAAGUGUUUAUUAAAAUACUGUUUUGGAAUGUUGGCUGUAAUGUAACAGCAAUUUUCAUAAUAAAAGGCAUUCAUCUUUA
This is a messenger RNA of Pongo pygmaeus (Bornean orangutan), 7586 nucleotides long. It is a transcript of the gene ALS2, whose product is annotated as alsin Rho guanine nucleotide exchange factor ALS2. The record is from RefSeq and is a predicted model, not a curated record. The transcript is spliced from 34 exons. Gene Ontology annotation, cellular component: dendrite; centrosome; cytoplasm. Gene Ontology annotation, molecular function: small GTPase binding; guanyl-nucleotide exchange factor activity. Gene Ontology annotation, biological process: endosomal transport; regulation of GTPase activity. NCBI's taxonomy places the organism in Eukaryota, Metazoa, Chordata, Mammalia, Primates, Hominidae. The coding region runs from base 1301 to 6280 and encodes 1659 amino acids.